CGGGCGGAGCAGGCGGCGGCGUGGAGCUGCCUCCCGCCGGCGGGCCGGGCCGGGCCGAGCCCCGGGCGCUGCGGCGACGCCGGGAUCCUGCCUCUGCCAGGCCGGCUGCCGGGGCCCCGGAGGAGACUGCUGAGCCCCGGGCCAUGGUCCCUUCUCGCAGGACGUGGAACCUGGGAGCCACGCCCUCGCUGCUCGGCCUGUGGAGAGUGGGCCGGGCCGGGGAGCCCCAGCCGGCAAUGGCUCGCCCCGCCCCAGCCAGCCCGGCUGCCCGCCCUUUCCCACACACCGGCCCGGGGAGGUUGAGAACUGGGCGUGGAAAAGACACCCCGGCUGGCGGUGACGAGGACUCUGGUGCCCGCAGUGCAGGCCGCCCGGCCCUGGCUCAGUGCCGGGCCCUCAGUGUGGACUGGGCUGGCCCCGGGAGCCCCCACAGGCUCUACCUGACCGUGCAGCAGGCCCUGCAGGACAAGGGGUGCAAGAGCAAGAGUCAGGGGACGAAAGAAGAGACGCUCCUGAAGAGGCAGGCGCCGGGCCCCAGGCGGGACCGCGAGGCCCCGGAAGCUGGCGGCACCAUGAAUGUAGAGAAAACAGGUGGGCGGCUCUUUGGCAGCGGGAGCUGCUCCAGCCUGUCGGGGCCGCCAGGUGCAGCCCCCGUGGUGCACAGGAUGGUGGAGGCCAUGUCCCAGCUUCGGGAGGAGAAAGUCCAGCUACAGGAGGAGCUGGCGGCCCUGCGGGAAAGGCUGGCCCUCCACGACAGUGACCAGCAAGCUGCAUCCACCCAGCUGCAGAACCAGGUGGAAAACCUGAAGGAGAAGCUCAUCAGCCAGGCCCAGGAAGUGAGCCGCCUCCGAUCAGAGCUGGGAGGCACCGACUUGGAGAAGCACCGGGACCUGCUGAUGGUGGAGAAUGAGCGACUGAGGCAGGAGAUGCGGCGCUGCGAGGCCGAGCUGCAGGAGCUGCGGGGGAAGCCGGGGGCCGCCUGCACAGGCUGCGAGCACAGCCAGGAGAGCGCCCAGCUCCGAGACAAGCUGUCCCAGCUCCAGCUGGAGGUGGCGGAGAACAAAGGCAUGCUGUCGGAGCUGAACCUGGAGGUGCAGCAGAAGACCGACCGGCUGGCCGAGGUGGAGCUGCGGCUCAAGGACUGCCUGGCCGAGAAGGCGCAGGAGGAGGAGCGGCUAAGCCGGCGCCUGCGCGACAGCCAUGAGACCAUCGCCAGCCUGCGGGCCCAGUCGCCGCCCAUCAAGUAUGUCAUCAAGACGGUGGAGGUGGAGUCGUCCAAGACCAAGCAGGCCCUCAGCGAGUCCCAGGCCCGGAACCAGCACCUGCAGGAGCAGGUGGCCAUGCAGCGGCAGGUGCUGAAGGAGAUGGAGCAGCAGCUGCAGAGCUCGCACCAGCUGACCGCACAGCUCCGGGCGCAGAUCGCCAUGUACGAGGCGGAGCUGGAGCGGGCCCACGGGCAGAUGCUGGAGGAGAUGCAGUCCCUGGAGGAGGACAAGAACCGGGCCAUCGAGGAGGCCUUUGCCAGAGCCCAGGUGGAGAUGAAGGCCGUGCACGAGAACCUGGCAGGCGUCCGGACCAACCUGCUGACACUGCAGCCGGCGCUGCGGACCCUCACCAACGACUACAACGGGCUCAAGCGGCAGGUGCGCGGCUUCCCCCUGCUGCUGCAGGAGGCCCUCAAGAGCGUCAAGGCCGAGAUCGGCCAGGCCAUCGAGGAGGUCAGCAGCAACAACCAGGAGCUGCUGCGCAAGUACCGGCGGGAGCUGCAGCUGCGCAAGAAGUGUCACAACGAGCUCGUGCGGCUGAAAGGGAACAUCCGGGUGAUUGCUCGUGUCCGGCCAGUCACCAAAGAGGACGGGGAAGGCCCUGAGGCGACCAAUGCGGUGACCUUCGAUCCCGACGAUGACUCCGUCAUCCACCUGCUGCACAAAGGAAAGCCUGUAUCCUUCGAGCUGGACAAGGUCUUCUCCCCGAGAGCCUCACAGCAGGACGUGUUCCAGGAGGUGCAGGCCCUGAUCACCUCCUGCAUUGACGGCUUCAAUGUCUGCAUCUUCGCCUACGGCCAGACGGGCGCCGGCAAGACGUACACAAUGGAGGGGACCCCUGAGAACCCGGGCAUCAACCAGCGGGCCCUGCAGCUGCUCUUCUCCGAGGUGCAGGAGAAGGCGUCCGACUGGGCGUACACCAUCACCGUCAGCGCGGCCGAGAUCUACAACGAGGCCCUCAGGGACCUGCUGGGACAGGAGCCCCAGGAGAAGCUGGAGAUCCGGCUGUGCCCAGACGGCAGCGGGCAGCUGUACGUGCCGGGGCUGACGGAGUUCCAGGUGCAGAGUGUGGACGACAUCAACAAGGUGUUUGAGUUCGGCCACACCAACCGCACGACGGAGUUCACCAACCUUAACGAGCACAGCUCCCGCUCACAUGCGCUGCUCAUCGUGACGGUGCGCGGCGUGGACUGCAGCACGGGCCUCCGCACCACGGGGAAGCUGAACCUGGUGGACCUGGCCGGCUCGGAGCGCGUGGGCAAGUCGGGGGCCGAGGGCAGCCGCCUGCGGGAGGCACAGCACAUCAACAAGUCGCUGUCAGCCCUGGGGGACGUCAUUGCUGCCCUGCGCUCCCGCCAGGGCCACGUGCCCUUCCGCAACUCCAAGCUCACCUACCUGCUGCAGGACUCGCUCAGUGGGGACAGCAAGACCCUCAUGGUGGUGCAGGUGUCGCCCGUGGAGAAGAACACCAGCGAGACGCUCUACUCCCUCAAGUUUGCUGAGAGGGUCCGCUCUGUGGAGCUGGGCCCCGGGUCCCGCAGGGCAGAGCUCGGGUCCUGGUCCAGCCAGGAGCAUCUGGAGUGGGAGCCAGCUUGCCAGACGCCACAGCCCGCAGCACGAGCCCAUUCGGCCCCCGGCUCUGGGUCCACUAGCCGCCCAGGCUCCAUCCGGAGGAAGCUGCAGCCCUCAGGGAAGUCAAGGCCGGUGCCUGUGUGAUGGAUGUGUCCACCCUGCUGGCCCCGUGGCUGGACCUGAGCCCCACUGCUGCCUGCCGCAGCGCUGGGGGUGGGAGGCGAGGCUCCUCUUCUCUCCCGCCCCCUCGGAGAUGAGAAACAUGUUCCGAAAGAGAUGGUGGCUCUCGGCUGUGGCUCUGGGUGCACGUGGCGUGGGCUGUACGGGCAGGGAGGGCCGCUCCGCCUGGGGGGCCUGGCCAUCCGAGCCGGCCCACGUGGGGAGGGCAGGAGCAUGUGGGGGGGUGCCAGCCCAGCUCUUCCCAGCCUGCAGGGCCCCCUCCGUAGUGGGCGGGCAGAGGAGCCCCCAGAAGGCACAGGAGCCGUGGAACUGGGGCUGGUGGGCGGCCUCCCCUCCUCCAGGGGCCUGCACUGGCGUGUAUAUAGUGUCCUCGGUGUACAUAGGAGCUCGGCCCUCCUGCGGGCCGGGCCAUAUUUAUGGCCGGCAGGAGGCCAGCGGGCAGGAUUCUGCUACCCCCACCUGCCUGGCACCAGGCUCUCUCCUUGCUCACUGGCCUCUUGAUAGUUUCCUCUCUCUGAAAUCCUAUUUAAGAACUUUUGGAAGCGUAGCCAUUUUUACUUGUUAAAAUAAAAGCCUUUUUACACAA
This is a messenger RNA of Equus quagga, 3603 nucleotides long. RefSeq names its product kinesin family member C3 (gene KIFC3). The record is from RefSeq and is a predicted model, not a curated record. Gene Ontology annotation, molecular function: microtubule binding; ATP binding; microtubule motor activity. NCBI's taxonomy places the organism in Eukaryota, Metazoa, Chordata, Mammalia, Perissodactyla, Equidae. Bases 144 to 2981 code for a protein of 945 amino acids. Gene Ontology annotation, biological process: microtubule-based movement. The transcript is spliced from 21 exons.